Molecule: messenger RNA, 942 nt
Organism: Pocillopora meandrina
Lineage: Eukaryota; Metazoa; Cnidaria; Anthozoa; Scleractinia; Pocilloporidae
Source: the annotation of a GenBank genome assembly
AUGGAUCUCAACGUGACAGUUUCCCUUACCGUGUUAUCCGUUCUCAUCGUUGCCGCGAACCUCUUCGUUGUUAGUUUAGUUUGCUUGAAAAGAGUCCCACGAACAUACACCAACUGGCUGACUGUUUCACUUGCUGUGUCCGACAUACUUACAGGAGGCAUUUUAUUUCCCAUGCUAGUCAUAGGGCUAGCACACAUCGUGGCAGAUUGUUUGUUAACUAUGAUCUUGCUCUGGGGUGUUGCUAACAUAUGCGCACUCACUUACGAUCGAUACGUUGCCAUUACUAAGCCUCUACACUACACUUACCGCAUACCUGAGAUAUUCAAAAAAACCAUAAUCGCUGUAUGGUUAUUUCCAACCAUAUACGGCUUACUGCCAUUAUUUUGGAGAGCGGAUCGUUCAAAAACAAUUCACUUGGUGUACCUUGUUUGCUUGGAAUUCGUUGGCGUGAUCACUCCGUACAUCUUUAUGACAAUCGCCUAUAUUAGGAUUUUUAAGGCAGUGAGGCAAGGCUUGGCAUCGAGGAAUAAAUUAGAUUGCACAAUGAAACAGAUCAACAAACGCAGACACAUCUCUUCUGAUGCACAAGUAGCGAAACUUUUCUUCAUCAUCUCUGUGGCCUUCCUAAUUUCGUGGAUGCCGAUCAUUUAUAUGACAACCGCAGUCAGUGUUUUUGGUCGGUUUGACAUCGUUCCCACUGUCCUGCCGAUCAUUUCACUAUAUACAGUAGCCAUUGCCUCGUUGGUAAAUCCCUUCGUGUAUGGCUUCCUCAAACCGGAUUUCAGGGUUGUAACACGAAAUAUCUGUCGAAAUAACAAUCGAGUGGUAGCGAUGUCCAAGACACCUAAACAGGCUUGCCAGGUGAAAACAGAUAGACACACAAACCGCCGUGAAGAGCCCCCUCAACAACCUUCAAUUAAUAGCGAGCGCGAGUCGUAUUAG